Tarenaya hassleriana is the source of this 378-nucleotide messenger RNA. RefSeq names its product protein RADIALIS-like 1. The record is from RefSeq and is a predicted model, not a curated record. Gene Ontology annotation, molecular function: DNA-binding transcription factor activity. The transcript has a single exon. The coding region runs from base 40 to 321 and encodes 93 amino acids. Lineage: Eukaryota; Viridiplantae; Streptophyta; Magnoliopsida; Brassicales; Cleomaceae.
CGACAUAACCCGUGUGCGGUUUUGUCGUAACGUAGUACAAUGAGUUCACAGUCGAACUCGGACCAAGAGUUACGGCACAUGUACUCGUUAUGGACGGCCGAUCAGAACAAACGGUUCGAGAACGCGUUGGCGGAUAUGUACGAUUCUGAUUCUCCGGAUCGGUGGAAGGAGCUUGCCGAAGCGGUCGGAGAUGACAAAACAAUCGAAGAUAUCAUCCUUCAUUACGAAGAACUCGUCGAAGAUUUGAAGAUGAUUGAAUCUGGUCAUAUCCCUUUGCCCAAUUACGCCAAUUCCGAUCAUUUCGAGCAAGACGAUGAGUAGACGAUGAAUGAUCAUUAGAGUUUUUUUUUUGGUAAAAUUAAAUGAUCAAACAAUAAA